Messenger RNA from Sphenostylis stenocarpa, 1752 nucleotides. Lineage: Eukaryota; Viridiplantae; Streptophyta; Magnoliopsida; Fabales; Fabaceae. The record is from the annotation of a GenBank genome assembly.
AUGGUGAUCGAGCAUGACAUUGAGAGCUGCGGGAGCAGAGCGGUGCAGUCGUCGCACGUUAACCACCCUCGCCACCACCGCCAGAAACUGGAGGUGUACAAUGAGGUGCUGCGACGUAUUCAGGAGUCCGAUUGCGAGGAGGCGCACGUUCCCGGCUUCGACGAUCAGCUUUGGCUUCACUUCAAUCGCCUUCCCGCUAGGUACGCGUUGGAUGUGAAUGUGGAGAGGGCAGAAGAUGUUCUAGCUCAUAAGAGAUUGCUCAAGUUGGCGGAGGAUCCUGCUUCUCGACCUGCAUUUCAAGUCCGCUUAGUACAGGUAUAUCCUUUUGGUGGUACAAAUUAUGCUGAUUCCAUACAUUCAGAUCCUUCUGAGAUAGAGGAUGCACAGAGUUCUCUUAACUAUUCUUUAAAGCAGGGAAUUCAUCCACCACCUACAUUUGGUUCAUCCUCUAAUCUUGAAGCUCUUGCACUUCAAACAACCAAGAAUAACAUUGAAGAUGGGGGAAGUGCUAUGAGUGUAACACCAUAUUUUCACAGAUUAGAUAGAGAACUUAUGAAGUUAACAUCAAUACUUGGUGAGAUGGGACUGAAUAUUCAAGAAGCUCAUGCAUUUUCCACCACUGAUGGAUUUUCUCUGGAUGUCUUUGUUGUUGAAGGAUGGCCUAAUGAGGAAACUGAGGAGCUGAAAGGUGUGUUGGAAAAGGAAAUUUACAAGGUUAAGGAGCAAAAUUUGUCAAAUCAGGGCAUACAUUAUGCCGCCACUGAACAUUGCCAGGCAAGGAUCGAACCAUCCCCUCCUUGCAUUCAAAUACCAUCAGAUGGAGCUGAUGUCUGGGAACUUGAUACCAACCAGCUGAAAUAUGAAAACAAAGUUGGCUCUGGGUCAUUCGGUGACUUUCAAGAUGUUGCUAUCAAAGUUCUCAAGCCUGAGCGCAUAAGUACAGAUAUGCUGAAGGAGUUUGCACAGGAAGUUUAUAUCAUGAGGAAGAUUCGACACAAGAAUGUUGUUCAGUUCAUUGGCGCAUGUACUAGGCCCCCAAAUCUUUGUAUUGUUACUGAGUUUAUGUCUAAGGGAAGCUUAUAUGACUUUCUGCACAAACAAAGAGGUGUAUUUAAGCUUCCAUCUUUGCUAAAAGUAGCAAUUGAUGUUUCCAAGGGAAUGAACUAUUUGCACCAAAAUAAUAUAAUUCACAGGGACCUCAAGACUGCCAAUCUUCUGAUGGAUGAAAAUGAAGUGGUCAAGGUUGCUGAUUUUGGGGUUGCUAGAGUGCAAACUCAGUCUGGAGUGAUGACAGCUGAAACUGGAACAUACCGUUGGAUGGCUCCUGAGGUCAUUGAACACAAACCAUAUGACCAGAAGGCGGAUGUUUUCAGUUUUGGAAUAGCUCUCUGGGAGCUUUUAACUGGAGAACUACCUUACUCUUGCUUGACCCCAUUACAAGCAGCAGUUGGCGUGGUGCAGAAGGGCCUACGGCCAACAAUUCCAAAAGCCGCACACCCAAGACUUUCUGAACUGCUCCAGCGGUGCUGGCAACAAGAUCCGACUCUCAGACCAGAUUUCUCUGAAAUAAUAGAAAUUCUUCAGCACAUAACAAAAGAGGAUGGAUACAUGAUUAGUGAAGUAUCAGAUUACCACUGUCUUGGUGAAGUGUUUCUGCGACUCCUCCCAAAACUUAUUCUAUAUACAGCUGCAGGUCCAACAGGAACACUUCAUUGUUCUGUUGGAAGUCCAUUUUGUGUCCAAGCUGCAUAA